CCGUAAUUACCAGCGCCCCUUCCCACAGCUGGCCCUCCCCGAUGCCACCAUGACGGACUUCGAGUGGCCUUGGCAGUAUCAGUUUCCUCCCUUUUUCACACUUCAACCCAAUUCGGAUGUGAGGAAGAUCCAGCUAGAUGCCUGGUGUGCGCUGGUCCUCAGUUGGGGGAAGAGCAACAACGUCAGUCAGAUUGAUGUGACGGAGGCCUCUAGCUUGCCUGUCUUCAGGAACUCUGCCAUCAGUCGUGCUUUACCAGCUGAUGCUAUUGCAGUUGUUUUAGAAGAACUUGCAAAGCGAGGAAAUCUGGAGUGGACGGAUAAAUCGAAAAGGAGGGGUUACCUAUUCUGGAGAAGCCCUACCGAAUGGGGACAACAGAUCUACUCCUGGGCACAAUCCACGAGUCGUAUCAACACAGUCAGCACCCUCUAUGAAAUCAACCAGGGGGAUGAGACUGCAAGUGAAGAAUUCCAUGGCUUGGACAGCGACGUAUUGUUGAAAGCACUCAAGGCUUUAGAAGCGUCUGGGAAAGUAGAAAUAAUGGACUUUGGUGACAAUCAAGGAGUUAAAUUCCUGUGAAGCUUUAUCAGAUUAAACGCAUCCUUUCUGCAAGAUCCGGAAACCGGUGGCACGGGAAGACGAAGAUUUGCCGUGCGAUGUUUGUUGUUCUAAUUGAAGUUGUGGUGGAAUAUACUAAGGGAUUUUGAUAGUGUUACUUGGUGAUCACUGUUUUUUUUUUUUACUUUUUUCAUUACACAGGAAUUUCAGAGUCUGAUAUUCGGUUAAGAGGUGAACACAUAGGAUGCACAAGCUUUUUACAAUCAUGUUUUUUUUUUAUGAUUAUUCAAUGUUUAUAAAAGAGAUUGAUGUAGAAAACCUCAUGCUACUUAUAUAAAUAAUGGUCACAUUGUUAUGAGAAAAUCAGUGUGAUACAGUAACAAUGAAUAACAUGUGUAUAAUUUAUAAACAAGGCCUUAGUUUAUUUAACUUUUAAAAUGCCAGUAUAUAAUUGUGUUAAAAUAUGAAUUUUAUUACAGACAGUGAAUAGCUGUUUUUACUUGUCAAUUUCAGUAGGUCCUUCUGAUAUACAGACAGAAAUAUUAUGUAAUACAUUAAACUGAUAAUAAAUAUACUGAAACUCUGUAAAAUGGUUACAGUUAUGAUGAAAAACACAGCAAAGUGUGUGUGUAACGUAGUAUUAGACAUGACACAAGCCGUCCCUGUAGGAAAAUGUAGUGUUUUUGAUUUAACACUGUACAGAGCUGGUAUGACUAGGAAUCAUAGUAGUAAACUCGAAAUGACAAUUACAGAUAUGAAGGAUAACAUUAAUCAGAUUGCAAAAUGACAGUAGAUCAAUCUUGAAAAAAAAAAAAAAGUGAUUUUAAAAAAGAAAAAAGUUUAUUGUUUAGAAGGCCUUUGAUUGUCUCCUGAUGGAUUUUACUUAGGAUAUAUUCAGGGAGCAUUUGUGAUGCAAGAAACAGUGUCUAGAUAGAGUAAGGUAAAAGUGAUUGUUCUCACAUGCAUUUGUAGGUGUAACAGCAAAGAUUGUGUGCUUAUAUUAUACAUGUAAUAAUUUUAAUGUAAAAGUAUGAUACACUGUUAUACUUUGUUUAUGGUAAUCCAAGUUUUGAAUAUGGGAGUUUGGAUAUAAAGUGUAUUUAUAAUUUCUUUCUUAUCUUAUAGGUAAAGGAAGGAAUUAAAAAAAAAAAAUUAAUCAUUUUAUUACUGCAUAAUUUUUCUCAAUGGGGCAAAAUUUGUUCAUUAAUAGAUUGUUAAUUGGUCAGCAUAUUAUGUCAUGGCUAAUGAAAGAAUUAGUGUUUAGAAAUUUCCCCGGCCAGUUAGGGAAAAUUAUGCUUAUAGCUCAGUAAAAUUACAGUUGAUAUAUUUCUGACGUGGAGUUCAUGAUAAUCAGUAAUUAAUAAUGAUAAUGAUAAAUCAAAUAAUCAUAUAGAAUAAUGGUAAUCUGCUAGUCAUUCUGGGCAAUAAAUUCUUCAAGAUUUGCCUCCCAGAUCAGAUAUGGCAUAUUUUAUUUGAAAAUUCAAAAAAAGUUUUAUCAUGCAAUGUAUUUCAUGCUUCCAAUUUUCAAUUAAAAUACAAGUUUGAGAAGGAAAAAAAACUGGUAAGCAAUGAAUUAAAAUGUAUUUACUAAACAUGUAUUGUAUAAGACUGUUUUUUUUAUAUUAUCCCUUUUAACAAUAAUAUACCUUUA
Penaeus indicus is the source of this 2207-nucleotide messenger RNA. RefSeq names its product vacuolar protein-sorting-associated protein 25-like (gene Vps25). NCBI's taxonomy places the organism in Eukaryota, Metazoa, Arthropoda, Malacostraca, Decapoda, Penaeidae. The record is from RefSeq and is a predicted model, not a curated record. Gene Ontology annotation, biological process: protein transport to vacuole involved in ubiquitin-dependent protein catabolic process via the multivesicular body sorting pathway. Gene Ontology annotation, molecular function: protein homodimerization activity; structural molecule activity. The transcript is spliced from 5 exons. Gene Ontology annotation, cellular component: ESCRT II complex. The coding region runs from base 50 to 577 and encodes 175 amino acids.